AUGCCCAAAGUCAUGCCUGUGAUCACCCUGCCGCGAAUAUAUGAGAACCAGCUGGCCGAGAGCGUGAACGCUCGAACCUCAAUUCUGGAUCAGCUCAACGAGCUUGGACCUCCAGACCUGGUGCAUUUCACCAAGUACGACAAGUCUUUGCAUUCAAACGUCGGUGAGUACCACUACUGCACCGGAAUCAACACCGUGUCGAUGGUUCAGCCCUAUAUGUACUUGCAAACGGCCCAACUUCGUGACAAACAACCGGCCUCCGAGAAACACCCUGUGACAGGUCUCUAUUGCUCCUAUAAUUGCUUCAGCAAGGGAGACUUGCGGAUCCAGCGCAAGUUCCCCGGUUUGGAAGAGCCCCUAGCCGAGUUUGUCCCCGCAUCCACCAAGAAAAAGUACGAAAUUUUGGAUGAAAACUCAAAUAUAUGGAUAGAGACCUACGUUUCAUGUAUCGUCAGAUCUCUGCUCUUCACUGAUGACAUUGAGCGCCAAUUGCCAGGAAUGUGUCGCUACAACAUGUUUGAAACCAAGAAGGAUGUCCAGGAGGCUAUCAUUGCUCUCGUGCGGAUGAUACCUAAGGGCGUUGCGUGCGGAAGCUCGAGUUUGGUGAAUCAUCCCACAAUCAUGAACAACAACCUGAUCGAGUCGCUGAUGCGACUACUGAAAAUGACCAAGUUCCAUGAUUUUGCCUUGCACGAGAUCGAGGCACUCGAAAAAUCGCACAAGGGCUUGAAUGCCAACGUCCUCAAGGUUAAGAUCUUGCUCCAACAGGGAGAAAAUAUAAAAGCUGUCAGGCUGAUGCAUUCCGCGAUUAAGGAGCAUUCGCGCGACGGACUGAUGCUUCUCGAGCAGGCACGGUUUCUGAAUGGCCAGAACAGAGCAGAUCUAGCCCUGGCCUCUGCCCAACGAGCCGUCGAGUGUCUUCCUACAGAAUUCGAAUGCUGGAAAACGCUUAUCCACUCUCACAUUCUGAACAAGGACUUCCAUAACGCUCUGUUGGCUCUCAAUUCCUGUCCCAUGUACACAAACAAGAAGAAAGACGUCUUCAAGGCAUUAAAGCCGAGGGAGUUUGAAUUCCCACUGCCACCGGAGGGAAAGCUGGAAAGAGUGUGGGACGAUACGGAAACGUUUGGUUGGGUGUCUGGCUACGGCGGUAUUGUAGAGUUUUCGCCUGUGGCACACAUUCAGAGCGUUUCGCAGUCGCAUCUCGCGCUUUACGACGAGGUCAGCAAGCUCCACAGCACCUUUCGCGAGGCAUACGACCUGCUGGCGAUCAUGGAACGGGCGCUUGGAUGGUCCGAGCUGCUAAGGCUGCGUUCAAGCAUUUUUGUGAUGGAAACUGAGUACAACGACUCGCUGAUGAUGGAGCAGCAGGAACAGCAGCGCCAAUGGGAGCAGAUGUCUCAGGGAGACGAAAACUCGCUACAAAUUCCCUCUGAGCGGCGCAGCCGUUCGAGAUCGAUCCGUUCGCGUAACGGAUCUGUCUCGUCUAACUCGCACGUUUCGAAAUUCCGCGGUAAAAGACUCAGCGAGCGCUGGCUGGACUCUCUGUUUUUGAUUCUUUAUGAUAACUUGAAAUCUGUGCUGAUUUGGGAGAAUGAAAAAAUGGGCAGCGACGAAACCCCGGUGCAGCACACCGCUCUCGAAUGGGAGCUUAUCGCAAUGGAGUGCCAAUAUAUUCACAGGUUCGAGGCGUCGCUGGUUCCAUACAAAACAUGUUUCGAUAACCGGUUCAGCGUUUUCGCAGCAUAUACGCUGCUGGAAUACUAUCUGUACUACACGGAGCAUAACACAGAGUUUGUGAAGCUGAACGGCAUCAAGUCCGAGAACUACAAGAUCACAGACGAGUAUGUUCUGAAAGUCUGCUGCAAGCUCCUGAGCUGGAACUUCCGAUUCUAUGGAGAGUUCUCGUACGUGUGUCUCCAGGUGCUACAGAAGCUGUUGCAAAACCAGGACGCUAUUCUGAUCAAGGAUCAAGUCGAAGGGCUGUUUGCUUACGAUCCACACUCCCAAGGGCUGGUGUCGCUUGUGGACAGAAGCCUGCGGUGGCUGGAUCAGUUCCAAGAUAUAGACAUAUAGACUUGUAAAUGGAGAGCACCGCCUGGAACUAAGGCGAG
Ogataea polymorpha is the source of this 2114-nucleotide messenger RNA. RefSeq lists its product as uncharacterized. Lineage: Eukaryota; Fungi; Ascomycota; Pichiomycetes; Pichiales; Pichiaceae. The transcript has a single exon. Bases 1 to 2076 code for a protein of 691 amino acids. The record is from RefSeq and is a predicted model, not a curated record. Gene Ontology annotation, molecular function: protein binding. Gene Ontology annotation, cellular component: exomer complex. Gene Ontology annotation, biological process: Golgi to plasma membrane transport.